Molecule: messenger RNA, 420 nt
Organism: Neoarius graeffei (lesser salmon catfish)
Lineage: Eukaryota; Metazoa; Chordata; Actinopteri; Siluriformes; Ariidae
Gene: grifin
Product: galectin-related inter-fiber protein
Exons: 4
Coding region: 1-420 (139 amino acids)
Molecular function (GO): carbohydrate binding
Source: RefSeq, a predicted model, not a curated record
AUGGCAUUACGGUUUGAAGCUUCCUGUCCUGAUGGCCUGUGUCCAGGAUGGAGCGUCAUCCUAAAAGGACAAUCUAACUCACAAGCCAAUAAGUUUGAGAUCAAUUUCCUCUGUGAUCAAGAUGACAGAAUAGCCUUUCAUUUCAAUCCACGCUUUACUGAAUCAGAUAUAGUCUGCAACUCCUUCCUCGCAAACCGCUGGGGGCAGGAAGAGAGAUGCACCACCUUCCCGUUUGGCACCGAUGAGCCUUUUCAGAUUGAAAUUGAUUCAGACGAAGACUACUUCCAUGUUCACAUUGAUGACACAAAGAUCAUGCAGUAUAAGCAUCGCCUAAAGGAACUGAAGACCAUCAGCAAAGUCCAGGUUAUGAAUGAUAUCGACAUCUUCUCUGUGGAGAUCACCAAGAAAUAUUUUUACUAA